Messenger RNA from Hyla sarda, 2457 nucleotides. RefSeq names its product oocyte zinc finger protein XlCOF7.1-like. Gene Ontology annotation, cellular component: nucleus. The coding region runs from base 152 to 2035 and encodes 627 amino acids. Gene Ontology annotation, biological process: regulation of transcription by RNA polymerase II; central nervous system development. The record is from RefSeq and is a predicted model, not a curated record. Lineage: Eukaryota; Metazoa; Chordata; Amphibia; Anura; Hylidae. Gene Ontology annotation, molecular function: RNA polymerase II cis-regulatory region sequence-specific DNA binding; DNA-binding transcription factor activity, RNA polymerase II-specific. The transcript is spliced from 8 exons.
GACAUAUGAUGUGACCCCUGUAUGAUAUAUAUAAUAAGUGAGGAUGUGUAUGUGAUAUAUGAUGUGGCCCCUGUAUAAUUUAGGGCCCCAUUAGGACUAUCCCCCUCCAGCUGAUCCCGUUGUCUCCUCUUCUCCUGAAUGACCCCCAAGGAUGGACACGGACAGGAAUGAGAUGACUAAGAGAAUAUUCCACCUCACCUUGGAGAUCCUCCACCUGCUGACUGGAGAGGAUUACACCAUAGUGAAGAAGACAUCGGGGGAGUGUGUGGCCCCCAGCAGCCAUCUUCAGGAGUCAGGAGGACGGAGCAGGGCCCGGGGCCCCAUCAUGGAGCCUCCACCUCACUCACCGAUACAUGAUCAGAAGAUACUAGAACUUAUCCACAGGAUCACUGAACUGCUGACUAGAGAGGUUCCUAUAAGGUGUCAGGACGUGGCGGUCUAUUUCUCCAUGGAGGAGUGGGAGUAUGUAGAAGGACACAAGGAUCAGUACAAGGAUCAGGUCAUGAUGGAGGAUCAGCAGCCCCUCACAUCACCAGAUGGAGUCAUGGAUAGAAAUCCACCCGAGAGGUGUCCCCGUUCUCUGCAUUCCCAGGACUGUCCAGAGGGAAAUAUCCCAGAGAACCAUCAGGAUGAAAAUAUUAUUUCUAUUAAGGUUGAGGUCAAAGAGGAAGAAGAGGAGGAGACGGAUUUCUAUGCCAAUCAGCAGUAUGGAGUCAUGGAUAGAAAUCCACCCGAGAGGUGUCCCCGUCCUCUGUAUUCCCAGGACUGUCCAGAGGGAAAUGUCCCAGAGAAGCAUCAGGGGGGAGAUCUGACUAAUAAUAAAGUGGAGGAUGAAGAAGAGAGGAUGAGGGGCCAUCACCCGUGUAUGAGGGAAGUGAAGGAGGAAAUUCCAGGAGGUGUUACCCCAGAAAAUCCCACUAGGAACUUUGGGGAAAACUUCAUAUUAUCUCCAAAUUAUAAAGUAGAAGAUGAAGAUAUGAUGGAGCGCUCUUCAGAUGAUGGAGCGCUCCUCACCCCUUACGUACAUCCUGGACUUCACAGUACAGAUCUAUCCUACAAUAAUCCCCCUGAUCAUGAGGAACCUUCUCCCGACCAAUCACACAUUGGCUUUUAUUAUGAUGCCAGCGGAAGAGAUUUUAUAAACAGUUCAAGUGUUGGGCACAGAGAAAGUCUCACAGGAAAAAAGCUGCAUGUCUGUUCUGAAUGUGGUAAAUGUUUUAUUGAGAAAUCAAAGCUUGUUAGACAUGAGAGAAGUCAUACAGGAGAGAAGCCAUAUUCAUGUUCUCAUUGUGGGAAAUGUUUUAUUGAAAAAUCUGGUCUUGUCAGACACGAGAAAAGCCACACAGGAGAGAAGCCGUAUUCUUGUUCAGAAUGUGGGAAAUGUUUUAAAUUGAAAUCAUAUCUUGCUUCACAUGCAAGAAGUCACACAGGAGAGAAGCCUUACUCAUGUUCAGAAUGUGGGAAAUGUUUUGCAAAUAAAUCACAUCUCGUUACACAUAAAAGAAGUCACACAGGAGAGAAGCCAUAUUCAUGCUCAAAAUGCGGGAAAUGUUUUGCAAGUAAAUCCAAUCAUGUUAAACACGAGAGAAAUCACACAGGAGAGAAUCCAUUUUCUUGUUUAGAAUGUGGGAAAUGUUUUGCAAGUAAAUCACAUCUUGUUAUACACGAGAGAAGUCACACAGGAGAAAAGCCAUUUUCAUGCUCAGAAUGUGGGAAACGUUUUUCAAAUAAGCCCAAUCUUGUUAUACAUGAGAGAAGUCACACAGGAGAGAAGCCAUUUUCAUGCUUCGAAUGUGGGAAAAGUUUUGCAAGUAGAUCAAAUCUCGGUAUACAUGAGAGAAUUCACACCGGAGAGAAUCCAUAUUCAUGUUCAGAAUGUGGAAAAUGCUUUACAAGUAGAUCCAAUCUUGUAACGCAUGAGAGAUGUCAUACCGGAGAGAAGCCUUAUUCAUGCACAGAAUGUGGGAAAUGUUUUACAAGUAAAUCCAAUCUUCUUAAACAUAAGAGAUGUCACACAGGAGAGACGCUGUAUUAAUGUUCAUAAGGUGGGAAAUUGUAAAAAAAAAAAAAAAAAAUCACAUCUUGUCGGACGUGGGAGAAAACAUACAGGGCAAAAUCCACUUUGAUGUUUUAUAUGCAAAAAACUUAACAGAGAAGAAACAGUGGCUCACAUUUACUAUGCCUGAUGUGCCUAACGUUUUGGUACCACAUGCGCCAAAAUAACGUUGCUUUAAAAUAAUUACAAACUUAUUAUUAGGUUCAUGCCAGAAAGAUACCGUAUAUAUUCGAGUAUAAGCCUACGCACCUAAUUUCACCCCAAAAACCCAGGAAAAGUUAUUGACUCGACUAAAAACCUAGGGUGGGAAAUACAUCACCCCCCCCCAAUGUCAUCAUCCCCCCCAUGUCAUCACCCCCCCUUCAUCAUCACCGCCUGUCAAUCCCUUUCAGUGGUCUUCA